AUGGAUCAACUUCCAGCCUCAAAUUUACCCUCUAAGCUAGGAAUUAAAGCAAACCCAAGCAUAAAGAAAAGACUUUCGUCGCCGAGGGAAUUGAUAUCCCACUAUGAAUCUCAAGGGAUGGAAACUGAAGAAGCCUCCUUGAAGGUGAUAGAGGAUCUCCAGAAGGCAUUGUUUGGGGUAAUAUUCUCUGGUAGAGGUAAAAAAGACAAGCUUUUGACUGAUUCUUCUACGAAGAUGGAUGCAGUCAAUAACAGACUCAACAUUCUUGACAUGAAGCUUGAUUCAAAGCCUGUGUAUGCAUUCAAUUAA
This is a messenger RNA of Lotus japonicus, 309 nucleotides long. RefSeq lists its product as uncharacterized. The record is from RefSeq and is a predicted model, not a curated record. The transcript has a single exon. NCBI's taxonomy places the organism in Eukaryota, Viridiplantae, Streptophyta, Magnoliopsida, Fabales, Fabaceae. Bases 1 to 309 code for a protein of 102 amino acids.